Fragaria vesca subsp. vesca is the source of this 999-nucleotide messenger RNA. Its product is annotated as carbonic anhydrase 2, chloroplastic-like. Lineage: Eukaryota; Viridiplantae; Streptophyta; Magnoliopsida; Rosales; Rosaceae. The coding region runs from base 85 to 843 and encodes 252 amino acids. Gene Ontology annotation, molecular function: zinc ion binding; carbonate dehydratase activity. Gene Ontology annotation, biological process: carbon utilization. The record is from RefSeq and is a predicted model, not a curated record. The transcript has 9 exons.
GCACAAAUCCGAUCUUCUUAACAUUCAAUCGUUCAUAGAGAAUCAUAGUCGUCCUUCGAGUUCAAAACAAAGAGAACAGACGAAAUGGCGAGCCAGUUGGCAAUUCAUCGGUUGAACAAGUUCCUCAGUGAGAAGGAAGACUUGGAUGAAGUGGCUGCUGCCAAAAUUGACAAGCUAAUUGCUGAGUUGCAAACGCCUGGUGAUCAUCAUUUUGAUCCAGUUCAAAGGAUUAUAAAUGGCUUCAUGGACUUCAAGAUCCACAAAUUCGACAAAUAUCCAUGUCUGUUCGACAAGCUUGCCUUAGGACAAAGCCCCAAAUUUCUGGUGUUUGCAUGCUCAGACUCUCGAGUGAGCCCCUCUAUCAUCCUUAACUUCAAACCUGGGGAGGCCUUCAUGGUUCGUAACAUUGCUAACUUGGUCCCUCCAUCUAACCAGCUUAGAUAUUCAGGAACUGGAGCAAUCUUAGAAUAUGCCAUAACAGUACUUCAGGUAGAAAACAUUUUGGUCAUUGGGCAUAGUAGCUGUGGUGGGAUAAAGAGGCUUAUGGAGCAUCCAGAAGAUGGCAGUAUUCCCUUUGACUUCAUAGAUGACUGGGUUAACAUUGCUGUAGAUGCCAAGGACAAAGUUAAAGCACAAGGUGAAGGACAUGAGGCUUGUGCUAGAGAAGCUGUAAAUGUCUCUCUGGCGAAUCUGCUCACUUAUCCUUACGUUCAGAAGGACGCUUCGGAAAGAAAGCUAGCACUUAGAGGUGGUUACUAUGACUUUGCUAAUGGAGUCUUCGAGCUGUGGGAGAAACACGGAUCUCACAUUUCACCCCCCAUGGUGAUACCACCACAUCCCUAAUUGUUUUCUUGCAUAAUAAUAAGCCUACUUCGUACGUAUCUUGCUAUGUACGUAGUUGAAGCACAAUGUGUGUGUGAGUGUGUCUGCCUCUUUGAAUAAAGCAAAUUAACCCCUGGCUAGGGCUAGUGCCACUGCUUCAUAAUUAUGUGUGUUUUG